Messenger RNA from Parastagonospora nodorum SN15, 279 nucleotides. RefSeq lists its product as hypothetical. Bases 1 to 279 code for a protein of 92 amino acids. Lineage: Eukaryota; Fungi; Ascomycota; Dothideomycetes; Pleosporales; Phaeosphaeriaceae. The transcript has 2 exons. The record is from RefSeq and is a predicted model, not a curated record.
AUGUUCUUGAAGGAGCAGUUCAACCAGCGCGCUACACCGAUCCCGUCGCCUGGAGUCCCACGCAAGACUCCGAUACUAUCUCGCCUGCACCCUGCCACAACAAGAGUCGCGCAGAGCUCUCAACGAAGCAAAAAGAGCAAGGAACUCGAUCUCGGACAACUUAUGGUCCUGGAAAUCGGAAGUCACCACCGCAAUGAACCGCUCUCCGUUUUUCGGACUUCGACAGUGUUCAGAGACUGUAGGCUACCAUGCCGUAACAGAUCCGGUGCCGUCAACUAA